CCUAAUUAGACCGUCUAGGUCGUUAGCCUGAUUCUUGUUAUUCAGUAGGUUCAUAGUUGAGGUCUAUAGAAAUUUGAAAAAUUAAAAAAACGAAAUUCAUACUUUUAUAAUAUGGAAAAAGGUCAGACGUCUCGUAAACAAAACAAAGAAAAAUUACAAAAAGAAAGUCACAGUGAAAUUGAAAGAAAACGACGUGAACGUAUGAAAUUAGAAACGGAAUUUCUACAUCGUCAAGUACCACAUUUACAAUGUAAAGAUAAAUUAUCCAUUUUUCUUGCUGGAGCUGAACGACUUAUUCAUUAUAAUAAUAAAUUAGGAAAAAGAGAAUAUAUCAUCAAUGAUGAAGAGUAUUCACGAAUUGUUAUGAAUUCUAUUAAUGGAUUUGGUAUACAUGUCAAAUGUUCCAGUGGAGAAAUAUUAUAUGAAGAAAAUUCUGAAAAAAUACUUGAUAUUCCUCAGAUUAAUUUCCUAGGCAAAACACUUUACGAUUUAGCUGAACCAAGUGUGAAUACAAAACGAAUUAUCACUGAUAGUCUCAUGUUUUAUGGUUCAGAGAUGCAACAAGCAAAAGAUGGACAGCUGAUUUCACGGAAUUUUGUCAUUGCUAUGCGUUGUGGAUCUGGUAUUCCAGUGAAAAAUUGUGUACGCGGUUCUGAUGGUGAGCUGUAUCGAUUUAUCGAAUUCUGUGGUGAUAUUGUUUAUCAAAAUGAUAGUAAUCGUCCCGAAGCUUAUUAUUUAUUCCGUGGUGUAUGUCGACCGUUGGAUAUGGCUUGUCCAACUAUUCCUGAUAAUACAAGAUCUAGUAAUCAAGGAAGUCCAUUUGAGAACCACAGUUCACCUCAUAAAAAUGUCAGCUCUGAUCAUAUUACUCUACGGAUUGAAGUGAAUAAUUUAUCAAUAACAGAAGUUGUUGGCAAUGCAUUAUCAAUGCUUGGUUGGAAUGCUAAAGAUCUGUUACAUAAACAUAUGGAAGAAUUUGUUACCAUUCCUGAACAAAAUAUUGUCACACAUGCAAUAGAAGAAACUAUUAAAAAUGGUUUGUCCACAAUUUUCAUUAAUUGGUUAAACUGUGGGAAAACAAAGUCAGUGUACUUAAAAGCUGUGUUUACAACAAUCCAAUUAAAUAGCUUUCUUUACUGCAUUGUAUGCAAAUUAUAUUCUACUGAGUCUCCUCCAUCAACUCGACGCACACCAGAAUCACAGAUACCAGUUUUCCAACCAUCAGACUACUCAGAAUUUCAGGUAUCUAAUAACGAAACAGUUUCUCCGUUUGAUUGGAAUGAUUCAUUUAAUUACAACACAACUAAAGUCAAAUCAACUGAAUUUUCAACGGGACCAUCUCAGCAUACAACUAACAACAACAUCAACAAUAUACCAAUCUGUGAACCUGAUGUACUAAACGUGAUGGACAAACAUCAUAUUACUCUAACGAAAACCGAUGGAGAAGAAAAUUUUCAUACUUUAAGUAUUCCUUAUAGAUCUGUGCAGAAAACAAAUGAAGAAAGUUCAAUAGCUGGUACAUCAAAUCAAAAUGAAACAACGCAUAUUGAUUCAUCUAUAUGCACUUAUGAAGAACAUUCUGAAACACUUCAACAUCCUGUUGUUUUCUCUGUUGAUUCAGAUGAUAUAAUUCCUGAUGAAACUAAUCAAACAAGUGAUUGCAAAUACUUGCCAAAUAAUACAAACGAUUUAAAGUAUAAUAAUACUGAUGGACAAGACUGGCGCCAACUUCCACUAAAUACAAGUUUCAGUAGUAUGCUUUCUGAAAGUGGAUUACCUGAAUUAUUCAAUCCUGAUUAUAUAAAAGAUUUGAUUAAGGAAGAUGUAACCGACCUGUGAUAUUGUUUUAUGUAACAAUAAGUUUGAAACCUUUACUAGCUAUGAAGUAUGUGCAAUCAUUUUUCAUAUUUAAAAAAUCUAAUUACAGAACAAUUAAUAUUUUCCAAAUAAUAUUUUUAUGAUUACAUAAUUGUGUACUGUAAAACAGCUGUUC
Molecule: messenger RNA, 1993 nt
Organism: Schistosoma turkestanicum
Lineage: Eukaryota; Metazoa; Platyhelminthes; Trematoda; Strigeidida; Schistosomatidae
Source: the annotation of a GenBank genome assembly